Molecule: messenger RNA, 1905 nt
Organism: Monoraphidium neglectum
Lineage: Eukaryota; Viridiplantae; Chlorophyta; Chlorophyceae; Sphaeropleales; Selenastraceae
Exons: 7
Coding region: 1-1905 (634 amino acids)
Molecular function (GO): 2-oxoglutarate-dependent dioxygenase activity
Source: RefSeq, a predicted model, not a curated record
AUGGAUAGCCAUCAGCCCACAGGCGCGCUGGUGUUUGCUGACGCGGCCACAUCAUCGUCACUCCAAUGCCUGCUGUCGGACGUGCUCGCCCUCGCGGAUCGGCAGCUGGAGGGGCGGCGAGCGGUGACGCGCGAUGACAUCAGCGAGGAGGAGCGGGACGGCGACGUUUUCAUGUACUUGGCACAGCAGCCGCUGAUGUCACCGGGCCUGGAAGCGCUGGCGGAGGACGUGCCGCGGCCUCAGCUGCUGGCGGCCAAGGACGUCUCCGCCACCAACCUCUGGCUCAGCCCGCGGUCCAGCCGCAGCAGCCUGCACUACGACCCCUACCAGAACCUACUGGCCGUCGUGGCCGGCCGCAAGACGGUCACGCUCUUCUGCCCCGAGGCGGCGCCAGCCAUGUACCCCCGAUCGCCGCUGGGGGAGUCCCCCAACCACAGCUCUGUCAACGUCGGCGCCCCCGACUGCGCGGCGCACCCGCUGCACCGUCUGGCGCGGCCGCAGGCGCUGCGGGUCACGCUGCUGCCCGGGGAUGCCCUGUUUAUACCUGAAGGGUGGUGGCACCAGGUCGACAGCGGUGACGCAACCAUCGCAGUCAACUUCUGGUGGGCGUCACCGCUGACGUCAGCGCUGCGGAAGCUGCCCCACCUCCACCACUACUAUUUGCGCCUGCUGCAGGCCAGCGUUGUGGCUCGCGCGACGCAGGGCCUCUUGGAUUCCCUUUCGCCUGCUGCAGCCGGCGGCGCACACCAUGACGCGACGGCAGCGGCGGCGGCGGCAGCAGCAGCAGAGCGCUCGGUCAAACGGCCCCGUACGGAUGCAAAUGCAAGUGGGCGAUCCCAGCAGCACGCGGCGUCCGCCGCAGCCAGCGGCGGGGCGGGCAGAGAAGCGGUUGAGAUUCUGGCCGGGCUGCUCAGCCGCGACGCGAGCGAGGUGGCUGCGGCCAAGGUGCAGGUUGAGGCGUGGAGGGCCGCGUCGCAGGAGACGGGGUGCAGAGAGGCCGUUGAUGGGGAUGAGGAACAGCAGCCAACAGUCUCAAAUAUAGAGCAGCAGGAGGAGCAGGAGCAGGAGCAGGAGCAGGGGCAGGAGCAGGAGCAGGAGCACCAAGAACAGCAACAGCAGCAACAGCAGCCAGAUUUGAACCAGCAUUCAGCCCCACAGCAACAGCAGAACCAGGAGCGGGGCAAAGGCGUGGUUGGGCAGAGCCUUUGGGAGGACAGUGAAGCCUGGCGUCGCCGCGCGGCUGCCAGCCAGCAGCGGCUGACACGCGCCGCCGUUGAAGUGUCGGCGGCCGCACCCGCCGCCCCUGUGCCGGCAAGGGGCGCCCGCCGGGGCGCUGGAGAUGCAGCCCCCUGCUGCGGCUGCAGCAAUGGCAGCGGGUGGCCAGAACACGCAGCACCAGCAGCAGCAGCAGCAGACACACUCGGCCUGACGGACCCAAUUACGCACGUCUUUGCUGGGCUCGCACCCCUGCAGCUGGCCAGCUCGCUGCACCUCCUCGCCAGUCGCACGCCGGCGGCUCUGCGCCUGCUGCUAGAGGACCGGCUGCAGCCCGUGGGCGCCGAGCUGCUCACCGGGAAGCUGGAGGAAGCUGCCGAGCAGCUGGAGGGGCGCAGUGCCGCACGGGGGCGGCACCAGCAGCGCGGGGGUGGGGGCGAGGCGCAAGCCGGCCCAGGGCUAAAUGAGGACGCAUCGGCGUCAUCAUCAGAAAUGGUGUCUGAGUCAGCAUCACGGGGCGCGGACGAGCUGCCGUUUGGCUCCAUGCGCGAGGUGUAUGCGGCUAUGUACGGGCCAGAGGUCGGCGCCGACCCGGACAAGGUGUUGGGGCGGCUGCUGAGGGGGAAGCUGUUGCUUGCAGCCGCCGUGGCGCAUGCUGUGCUGGCGGACCCGUGUGUAAUCGAUGAAUAA